This is a messenger RNA of Parnassius apollo (apollo), 633 nucleotides long. Lineage: Eukaryota; Metazoa; Arthropoda; Insecta; Lepidoptera; Papilionidae. The record is from the annotation of a GenBank genome assembly.
AUGGAGAAGUUUGGAAAAAAAUACCAAAUUACAAAAAACCUAAAAGAAGAAAAGGAGAGUACAGGAAAAUCCUUGAUAGAUGAAUUUCAAAUUAAACUGCAAGAGUUCAAGAGGCACGUUUAUUACAUAAAGACACAGUACAGAAACUACAGAACUUGCAUUGAAGAAGUGAAAGUGAAGACUUUAGUGAAAAUUAUAACUGUAAAUAUUUUAAAGAAAUACAGUUCCACCAAUUUGGAGGUUCACCUAAUCAAGUGCCUUUACAUAGUAGAGUUAUAUACAAGCGAGGGUCAGAGAAGAAAUAGAGGUAUCAUCAUUUUACACUAUAUCAGGAAAUGUUACUCAUUGCUUACUCACGCGGGUAGCGAAGACGAUAUUGCAGACUUAGAAGUAGAAGAGCGGGAUAGUAUUGGUAAAAAUACGCCUAGGAUUAUUAAAAGAAUCAGAGAAACGGAGGAGAGUGAUGAUGAGUGGAAGAUUGUGAAGGGAAAUGGGAAGAAAAAACGACUGCACGAGGAUGAGAAGUUAAGUACAGAAACAGAUAUCGAGGUAUAUACAUUGCAUGCAAUGAAAAGCUGCCCAAGCAAUUUGCUUUGGCACGGUUAUUCAAUGAAAAUGGAAUUACUGACAUAA